Messenger RNA from Synchiropus splendidus (mandarinfish), 2938 nucleotides. RefSeq names its product cadherin-20-like. Gene Ontology annotation, molecular function: cadherin binding; calcium ion binding. Gene Ontology annotation, cellular component: catenin complex; plasma membrane; adherens junction. Gene Ontology annotation, biological process: multicellular organism development; calcium-dependent cell-cell adhesion; cell morphogenesis. The record is from RefSeq and is a predicted model, not a curated record. NCBI's taxonomy places the organism in Eukaryota, Metazoa, Chordata, Actinopteri, Syngnathiformes, Callionymidae. The transcript has 11 exons. The coding region runs from base 98 to 2431 and encodes 777 amino acids.
CAGAGCCGACCACUCGUUCCCACGUCUCCCUCGGCACCAGACGAGAGCCAGAAGUCGCCGCGGAACAACGGAGAGAAGGUGUUUCGGAGGCGUCACCAUGGCGACCGGGUCAGCACUGGUUCUGUUGGUCCUGCUGACCUCCUGGACUCUGGGCCUGCCGGUGGAGCCGGGUCAGAAGGCGCUGCGGCGGGCCAAGCGCGGCUGGGUCUGGAACCAAUUCUUUGUUCUGGAGGAGUACACGGGUCUGGACCCGCUCUACAUCGGCAAGCUUCACUCGGACACGGACCGGGGCGACGGCGCCAUCCGCUACAUCCUGACAGGAGAGGGCGCCGGCUCCACCUUCACCAUCGACGACAGCACCGGGGACAUCCACGCCAUACGGAGGCUGGACCGCGAGCUCAAGUCCCAGUACCUGCUGCGCGCCCAGGCCCGCGACCGCCGGACCGGCCGGCCGCUGGAGCCGGAGUCCCAGUUCCUCGUCAAGAUCCAGGACAUCAACGACAACGAGCCCAAGUUCCUGGACGGGCCGUACCAGGCCUCCGUCCCAGAGAUGUCCCAGGUCGGCACCUCGGUGAUCCAGGUGACGGCCAGCGACGCCGACGACCCCAGCUACGGCAGCAGCGCCCGCCUGCUCUACAGCCUCCUGGAGGGCCAGCCCUACUUCUCCGUGGACCCCGACAACGGCGUGGUGCGAGUCUCUCUGGCCGACAUGGACCGCGAGACACGAGAGAACUACACCGUCAUCAUCCAGGCCAAAGACAUGGGCGGCCAGCAGGGGGGGCUCGCCGGCACCACCACCGUCAACAUCGCGCUCAGCGACGUCAACGACAACCCGCCGGUGUUCGACCACAGGUUGUACCAGAUGAGCGUCCCCGAGUCGGCGACCGCGGGCGCCGUGGUGGGUCGGAUCUGGGCCAGGGACCGGGACGUGGGCGUCAACAGUCACAUGACCUACAGCGUCAUCGACGGCGACGGCCGAGACACCUUCGACAUCAGCACCGACCCGACCCACAUGUUCGGAGUCAUCACCGUGAAGAAGCGUCUGGACUUUGAGAAGAAGCAGAGCUUCACGCUGAAGAUAGAGGGCGCCAACACCUUCGAGGACCCGGCGUUCCGCCAGCGGGGGCCUUUCAAAGACGUCACCAUCGUGCACGUGAGCGUGGAGGACGUGGACGAGCCGCCCACCUUCGACCUGACGUCCUACGUGCUGGAGCUGCGGGAGGACGCCGAGGUCGGCACGCGGCUGCGGACGCUGAGCGCGCGAGACCCGGAUGGCGCCAACAACUCGAUCAGCUUCUCCAUCCUGAGCUCCAGCGACCCCGACAGGUUUUUCCACGUGGACCUCCUCUCCGGCGCUCUGAUGGCGGUGCGGCCACUAGACCGCGAGACGCGCGGCUGGCACAACAUCACCGUCCUCGCCACCGAGACCAACAAUCCCUCGCAGGUCUCCAGCGCGUCGGUGGCCGUGAAGGUUCUGGACGUCAACGACAACCCUCCGACUCUGCCGGACUUCCUGGAGGCCUUCAUGUGCGAGAGCACCAAAGCAGGACAGCGGGUCCAGACCGUGGCGGCGGAGGAUCUGGACGAGCCACAGGAGGGACCCCGGUUCCACUACAGUCUGGCUCCAGAGGUGGUCAACAACCCCAACUUCACGCUGAGAGACAACCAAGACAACACGGCCUGGCUUGUGACCCGGCGCGGCGGCUGGUCGCAGCGGGACCUCACCGUCUUCCACUUGCCCAUCGUGAUCUCCGACGUCCAGCCGCCGGCUCACACCAGCACCGGCACGCUGACGGUGCGUGUCUGCAGCUGCGAUCACCAUGGCAACGUCAUGAGCUGCGCGCCCGAGGCCUACAGCCUCCCAGCUAGCCUGAGCAGAGGCGCGCUGAUCGCCAUCCUGGCCUGCAUCCUUGUGCUGCUAGUGAUGCUCCUGCUGAUGCUGUCGCUGCGGACUCAUCGCAAGAAGCCGUACCUGUGUGACCAGGAAGAAAAUGUUCACGAAAACAUCGUACGUUACGAUGACGAAGGCGGCGGGGAGGAGGACACGGAGGCCUUCGACAUCGCCGCCAUGUGGAACCCGCGCGAAGUGCACCCCCACACCAAGCUGAGGAAGGACAUGAUGCCGGAGAUUGAGAGCCUGUCGCGGUACGUGCCGCAGCCGUGCAUGUCUGCCGGCGACGGCAACGUGCAGGGAUACGUUCUGGCCAAACUCCUGGAGGCCGACUUUGACCCGUCCGCAGCGCCGUACGACUCCCUGCAGACGUACGCAUACGAGGGCGAAGGCUCCGUGGCCGAGUCGCUCAGCUCCCUGCAGUCAGGUACGUCCAACAACGACCACGAGUACGACUAUCUGAACGAGUGGGGGCCUCGCUUCAGGAAACUGGCCGAGAUGUACGGCGUGCUGGAGACAAACGAUCCUCCGGUGUGGUAGGAUUGUGGCGUGUGGCGCUCCCAGGAAGCCGGAGAGGUCGCCGCCAUCACUUCCUGUCUGAGCUACUGGGGGGGUCCUCGAUGCCACAGCCAGGACUCCUUUUGAUAAUCGCAAACAAGUUGGCAGCUUCUCUGUGGUACGACUGUCAGCAGGUGGCGCCGUCGCCUUCUGCACAGACCGCUCCGUUUUCUUUUCCGCGUGUCGUAUUUAUACAUUUUUAACUUAUUUGUACCAUUUUGACACAACAGUCCUCCGUUUGUACUUAGCAAUUAGCUGUUAGCCACGAGCGCUCAGCGGGAAGAGAAUGAGGUCGAGGGCGACUUUUGUACGUCAACUUUUACACUCGACUGUUUUGGGAUAAAAAAAAACAAUGACAUUUCCAAGAUCGGCACUUCUUCUGCAACCAGAUGGACGAUUUUCUGCCACCGUGCCAUGUCGUGUCACCGCGCCCCCUGGUGGCGACAGGUGGAACAAAAGACGGCCCGCUGCAGUCUUCACACCUCCAGU